AUGCACUCUCUACGGUUCCUGAGUGCUGGGGCUUUGGUCUCCAACACAGAGCUGAUAAAAGGAAAUCUUGGCAGUGUUGCACACAACCUUUUCCCUCUUCUUUUUAAGGCAAGUUACUUACAGGAACAAGGGGAAGUUCUUCACGAUUUGGUGGCAAACUGGCCACUGAAGGAACUUAACAUUGGAAAACUGUUGGGGAAGACAAUAGACCACCAGGAAGACAUCAGUAGCAGAGUCUGCUCCGUGUGCUUGACCAGCUGCCUAACUGGCCUCCGAGACUAUGUGCUGAAUUGUUCAUCUCCAUAUGCAAAGAGACUCAAAGUGGUGGACUUAACAGGCCUAAAGGAUGUUGAAGUUCAGCUCUGCAACUGUAGGAAAACAAUGGGACGCUGGGCCAGGACAGAGCUGCUGUCGAAGAUCUGCUAUGAUCUGCUUGUUGAAAUGCAAAGGCUGAAGUUCAAUCCAGAUGUGUUUGAGAUUUCGGUUGAUGUUCUUACUGAUGUCUUUGUUACUGAACGAAAUUAUGAGCUGCUUGUCCAGGCCUUGCUUAUGAGGUGCCAUUGCCCACUAAAAAUUCGCUGUGCUUCCUUCCGAGUGGACAACCUAGCCCUGCGGAAGCUUUUCUACAUCAUAAAGCUUACAGAUCCCUCUUCGCUGCUCAAAUUCGAAAUAGUCCACAAUGUUCGGCUGGAAAUGGAACAUUUGCACAUGCUCCUUAAUAACGUCCACUUUCCUCAGCUGACGUCGCUCACACUCCCAGCUAGGACGUUCGAUGUACGAAGGUUCACCCCAGAGGAUGAGGCCAUUCUUGUAGGAAUUGGAGAAAAGUUAAGCCAGAUGACUCAACUGACUGAGCUGAGCCUAGCAUUUUCCACACUCACGGGAAGGAUACGUAAACUACUCAGGUAAUGUGCUCCAGAUCUUGCUGGUGACGCAGUUGAGACAAUAUUUAUGACUAAUAUGUAACGUAUUAAAAAAGGAAAGCAUAUGAAGCUUUCUUUUAUUGUCAUGCUGAUGCUUAUCUGAUUUAGCAUUGUCUACUCUGUCUAGCAGUAAGUCCCAAAGGAAAGACUUUUUACAGUCCUGCUUACCUGUAUCCCAUCUAACUGGAGAUUCAGGAAUUGAACCUGAGAUCAUCUGGAGUCCUCCAUGAUGUAUUUUUUGCUGCAAAAUAAAUAUUUGCAAACGUGGAUGCCAGUGCCAUUCUUUUUUUUUUUUAAAGAUAUUUAUUAAAGUUUCGACAUAUUACAAAAAUAAGAGAAAAAAGUAAAAAAAACAAAAACAAAAAAAUGAAAACGAAAAUACAAAGUAAAAACAGUUAAAAACAAAUCAGUCUUUCCAUAUCUUAUCUUUCAUUUGCUUGUUUCCCUGACCUCCUCACACCUCCCUUUUUUGUAUUCCAGUUCAAUUAGUUAAUUCAGCAAUUCCUUUCCCUCUUUGGUUUUAUCUUAAUCUUCCAUCUUAAUAUAUUAUAACUUUAAAUUAUCACCUAUUAACAAUCCAUUUUUACAUAUUCCUUUAUAACAUUGCUACUGAAAACCACUUAACUUCAAUCCAACAUCAUUCUAACAUUCAUUAAUUUUGCAGUGUUUCUGUAAAUAGUUUUUAAAUUUCUUCCAAUCUUCUUCCACCGACUCUUCUCCCUGGUCUCGGAUUCUGCCAGUCAUUUCCGCCAGUUCCAUAUAGUCCAUCACCUUCAUCUGCCAUUCUUCCAGAGUGGGUAAAUCUUGUGCCUUCCAAUGUUUUGCUAUAAGUAUUCUUGCUGCUGUUGUGGCAUACAUAAAGAAAGUUCUAUCCUUCUUUAACACCAAUUGGCCAACCAUGCCCAGGAGAAAGGCCUCUGGUUUCUUCAGAAAGGUAUAUUUAAAUACCUUUUUCAUUUCAUUAUAGAUCAUCUCCCAGAAAGCCUUAAUCCUUGGGCAUGUCCACCAAAGGUGAAAGAAUGUACCUUCAGUUUCUUUACAUUUCCAACAUUUAUUAUCGGGCAAAUGAUAGAUUUUUGCAAGCUUGACUGGUGUCAUGUACCACCUGUAUAUCAUUUUCAUAAUAUUCUCUCUUAAGGCAUUACAUGCCGUAAACUUCAUACCUGUGGUCCAUAACUGUUCCCAGUCAGCCAUCAUUAUGUUAUGUCCAACAUCUUGUGCCCAUUUAAUCAUAGCAGAUUUCACCGUUUCAUCCUGAGUAUUCCAUUUCAACAGCAAGUUAUACAUCUUUGACAAAAUCUUGGUUUUGGGUUCUAACAGUUCUGUUUCCAAUUUUGAUUUUUCCACCUGGAAGCCAAUUUUCUUGUCCAAAUUAUAUGCCUCCAUUAUCUGAUAAUAAUGAAGCCAAUCUCGCACUUUAUUUUUUAGUUUUUCAAAACUCUGCAAUUUCAAUCUGUCUCCCUCUUGUUCCAAAAUUUCCCAAUAUUUCGGCCAUUUGGCCUCCAUAUUGAGCUUUUUCUGAGCAUUUCGCUUCCAUCGCUGACAACCACCUUGGGGUUUUAUUUUCAAGUAGAUCCUUAUAUCUUAUCCAGACAUUAAACAAUGCUUUCCUGACAAUAUGAUUUUUAAAUGCUUUAUGUGCUUUGACCUUAUCAUACCACAAAUACGCAUCCAAAUAAGUUGUUAAAGCCUUCUAAAUCCAAAAUGUCUGUGUUUUCAAGAAGCAGCCAUUCUUUCAGCCAGCAAAAAGCUGCUGAUUCAUAAUAAAGUUUAAGGUCUGGCAGGGCAAAUCCACCUCUUUCCUUUGCAUCCGUUAGUAUUUUAAAUUUUAUUCUAGGCUUCUUGCCCUGCCAGACAAAUCUAGAAAUAUCUCUCUGCCACUUCUUGAAACAAUCCAUUUUAUCCAAAAUUUGCAAUGUUUGAAACAAAAACAACAUUCUAGGCAAUACAUUCAUUUUUAUCGCAGCAAUACGGCCUAGCAGUGAAAGCUUCAAAUUUGACCAGAUUUCUAAAUCUUUUUUCACUUCAGUCCAGCAUUUUUCAUAAUUGUCUUUAAAUAGAUUCCCAUUUUUAGCUGUCAUGUUAAUCCCCAGGUAUUUCACUUUCUUAACCACUGUUAAACCUGUCUCAUUCUGAAACCUCUCUCUCUCAAUCACUGUUAAAUUUUUCUCUAAGAUCUUUAUUUUUAGCUUAUUCAGUUUAAAUCCUGCAACCUGACCAAAUUCUUGAAUCAGUUCCAAAACUCUUUUGGUACUAGAUUCUGGCUCCUGUAAUGUCAAUACUAAGUCAUCUGCAAAUGCUCUCAAUUUGUACUGUUUAGCUCCGACUUGUAUACCUUUAACCAAUUGAUCCCUUCUAAUCAUAUUCAGCAGGACCUCCAGGACCGAUAUAAAAAGCAAUGGGGAGAUUGGGCAACCUUGUCGUGUCCCUUUUUCUAUCUUAAAUUCCUCCGUCACCACGUUAUUAACAAUUAAUUUAGCCUUUUGUUCUGAAUAAAUUGCACUUAUACCGUUUCCAAAGCCUUGACCUACCCCCAUCCCCUGUAGAUUCUUCUUCAUAAAACUCCAAGAAAUGUUGUCAAAAGCUUUCUCCGCGUCCACAAAUAUCAAAACUGCCUUGGUAUUAAUAUUCACUUGUAAUUUUUCUAAAAUAUUGAUUAUGUUUCUCAUAUUAUCAGACAAGUGUCUACCCGGGAGAAAGCCUGCUUGAUCUUUAUGAAUCUCUUCCACUAACAGUUUUUUUGUCUUUUAGCCAAAAUGUCUGCAAAGAUUUUAUAAUCCACAUUAAGCAGUGAUAUGGGGCGGUAGUUCUUAAGCUGCGUCUUUUCAGUCUCUGUUUUCGGUAUAAGUGUGAUAUACGCUUCCUUCCACGACUCUGGUGCCCUUUUCCCAUCCAUUAUUUCAUUACAGACUUCCUUUAAAGGUUGUACUAACCAUUCUCUUAAAGAUCUGUAGUAUCUAGAAGUCAGUCCAUCCGGUCCUGGAGAUUUACCUAAUUGCAUAUUCUGAAUGGCACCUUCUACCUCCUGUUCAGUUAUUUUAUAGUUCAGCAUUAAUUUAUUUUCUUGAGAGAUUUUUGUAAUCCAUUUAUUUUCAAAAAUCGGUCUACAUCAAUUUCUUUCUGUGGCCCUUGUGUAUAUAGUUGUUUAAAAUACCUCUGGAAACAGUUUCUAAUCUCGACUGGGUUCUGUAUGUUCUUUCCUUCCACUUCUAAAUUUAAAAUGGUGUUUAGUUUUUGUCUUUUUUUCAUUUGCCGGGCCAACAAUUUCCCACAUUUAUUAGCCGACUCAAAUGUCUUUUGUCUCAUUUGUUUAAUUUUCCAUUCUAUCUCCUGAUUCAUCAUUUUCAUGUAUUGUAUUUUGAUAUAACUUUAUUUCUCUCAAGAUCUCUUGCGACUUUGGUUUUGCUCUCAAUUUCUUUUCACUUUCCUUUAUUUUCUCCAAAAUUUUAUCCUUCUUCUCAUUUUGAAUUCUCUUCUUUAUUGCAUUCUGUUGUAUCAAGAACCCUCUCAUAACCGCUUUGCUUGCGUCCCAGAUUACUCUUUUUUCAACAUUAGUGUUCAUAUUUAUCUCAAAAUAGUCUCUCAAGGUUUUUUUGGGCCUUCUUAGUCACUUCUUCAUCUCUAAAUAAGGUGUCAUUCAUCCUCCAUCUGAAAGAGCCAGUUGGUGUUAGUCUCAUCUCCAUCUUCACGGCAUUAUCGUCGGAGCAAGUUUUGGACAAAUUUCCACUUUUCUUGUCUUUGGUGCCAUUCCUCUAGUUACCCAUAUUUGGUCAAUUCUUGUCCAUGUCAUUUUGGCUUCAGAGAAGAAGGUUCCCUCUCUAGCCAAGGGAUUCUUUGUUCUCCAGAUAUCAACUAAGUCCAAGUUGUCUGUCAUCUCAAAAAGGUUUUCGGUAGUCUACCAUCCUUAGUGACUACCUGUCUUUGUGCCUUGUCCAUAUUUGUAGAUACCACUCCGUUCAUAUCUCCCAUCAAAAUCACAUUAUAGUCCAAAUAGUCCAUCAAGGUCUCAUGCAACUUUUUAAAGAAUUCAGAUUUCCCCUCAUUUGGUGCAUAAACUCCUACUAUUAAAAAUUUCUCUCCUUGUAUUUGAAUUUCAAUUGCCACAAAUCUUCCUUGGUCAUCUUUAAAGAUAAAUUUCGGUGAUAAUCUCUCCUUUGCAUAAAUCACUACUCCUCUUUUUUUAACUUUGUCUGAUGAGAUAAACUCCUGACCCAGUCUUUUGUUAAUCAGUACUUUUCUAUGUAGCCUUAUCACAUGUGUUUCCUGUAGACAAAUCAAGUCCAAUUGUUCCUUUUUAAUAAAUGAAAAACUCUUUUCCUUUUCUGGGGGGAGUUGAGACCAUUAGUAUUCCAGCUUAAUAGUUGCAGAGCCAUGAUGUAGUUACUUUACUUUUCCUCCAACUGAGCCAAGUGCCUGUUCCUGCUCUGUCGGUGGUAUCACCUUCUCUGGGCAGUCCAAUCCAAAAGGUAGUUUUGCUAUGUCUAAUAUUCCUCUUUCUAGUGCUCUUAGCUCUUCUCCAAAUUCUUUCUGCAGGUCUUCUCCGUGGUCUUUCAAAAAUCUUUCUUUGUCGUCCACUGAUCUUAUUUUUAUCUUUCUUCCUUUGAAGCUGAAAGAUAGGCCUUGGGGAAAUUCCCAAAGAUAAUUCUGUUGCUUCUCAACAGGGCAACCAAAUCUCCAUAAUUGGACCUAAGGUCCAAAAGAUAUUUCGGAAUGUCUUUAAAUAUCUCCACUUUUGACUGAUGUAUUUCCAAAGUCUUCUGAAAGUGCAGACUCAAGAUUUUGUCUCUCUCCUCUUUUGUUUGGAGGGUGAUCAAACAGUCUCUCACCCUGUUCUUCUUCCCUCCUCUUCCAAGCCUGAAAGCACUCACUAUCUUAAAAUCUUCCUUCUCCAAAUCUAGGUCCCAAAAGUCUGCAAAUUCCUGCAUAAGAAAGUCAGUCAGAUUGUCUUUCUCAAGUUCAGGUACAGCCCUGAUCCUCAAAUUCGUUUGUUUCUCCUUCCGUUCAAUCAUAGACAAUAUCGACCUGUGGUCCUCAAAUUGCCUAUGUAUCGGUGGUAUCUUCUCUUCUACAGCAACUGCUAUUUCCUUUGCUUCUUCAGCUGUCUUGCGGGUCAAAGUAGAUCCUGUAGCAGUUUCUCAAUAGUUUCUGUAUUUGUGUUCACCUUCUGUCCCAGAUUAUUAAUGCUUGUAGUAUUUUGAUCAAUUUUAAUUGAUGCUUCAGCUACUUCCGGGGUGGCGCCAUCGGUAAUGGCGGACUCCCUCUGAUCCGGAGGGACUGGCUCUACAGAAAUCGGGUCUGUUCUGCUACGGCGAAGCGGGGACCCUUUAGAAAAUCACAC
Molecule: messenger RNA, 6261 nt
Organism: Podarcis lilfordi (Lilford's wall lizard)
Lineage: Eukaryota; Metazoa; Chordata; Lepidosauria; Squamata; Lacertidae
Source: the annotation of a GenBank genome assembly